AUGGAACUCCUUCCAAAACUCGUAAUCCUCCUGCUUGCUGCACUGGGGAUUGCAAGUGUAUCCAUCCGGCGCUUCCUCAACCGGCGCCAGUUCGCACGCCGCUGCGGCUGUCAACCAGUCGCGAGAUCUUUCAGCAAGGAUCCUUUCCUAGGCCUUGAUACCAUCCCCGGGACAAUCCGCGCGAUCAGGCAGCAUCGGGUUCUCGGGAGAAGUUGUGAGAUAUUUCGCGCAUACGGCAACACUUUCACAGUCAAAGAGCUGCAUCAAAGUGCCAUCGUGACUAUUGAGCCUGAAAAUAUCCAAGCAGUCUUAUCGCUGAACUUCAAGGACUAUACCCUCAGACACCGUCUCGAGCUAUUUAUGCCGCUAUUAGGCAGAGGCAUCUUCAAUACCGAUGGCCAACAUUGGGCCUCGUCGCGCGCGCUGAUCCGGCCGAGUUUCGCCCGUGAGCAGGUAGCCAACCUAAGCCUGUUAGAGAGGUUGAUGCAGGAUCUCUUUGUGUUGCUUCCACGGGAUAGUACAACAGUGGACUUACAGGAACUGUUCUUCCGGUACACGAUUGAUUCCGCGACGGAUCUUUUGUUUGGACAGUCUGUUGGCGCAUUGAAGAAGAGUCAGUCUGGACUCGCGUUCGCAGAUGCUUUACAGUAUGCCCUUAAAGCUAUUCCUGUACGAGACAUGCUGGGCCCGUUGAAUGCAGUCUACCGUGAUCGAAAGACUGACGAGUGUAAUCGAAUCUGCCGAGAUUUUGUACAGCAGUAUGUUGAAGAGGCUGUCUAUGCUGCUGGACCAAAGAAAGAAGAAAAAGAAAGCAGAACGACGGAGACGAAGCGAAGAUAUAUUUUAUCGCAUGAGCUGGCGUCACGGACAUCCGAUAAGCAGCGUAUGGUAGAUGAGUUGAUAAAUGUGCUCCUGGCCGGCCGUGAUACAACAGGAAGUCUGCUAGGGAAUCUGUUCUUUAUGCUAGCGAAGAAUCCCGUGAUUUGGGCGAAGCUGCGCGCAGAAGUUGCUGUCCUGCAGAAUCGGCCACCGACAUAUGAGGAACUUCGCGGGCUGCGGUAUGUUCAGUGCUGUGUGAAUGAAUCCCUCCGUCUUCACCCCGUUGUGCCUACCAAUAAACGCAAAGCAAUGCGAGACACAGUCCUCCCACGGGGCGGAGGUAACGACGGCCUUUCGCCCGUUUUCGUCCCAGCAGGAACCCUUGUCGGCUAUAACAUCUACGCGAUGCAUCGCCGAACCGACUUCUAUGGACCCGAUGCAAAAGAAUUUCGCCCAGAGCGCUGGGAGGACGGUAAGCUGCAACCGCGCUGGGGAUAUUUGCCGUUCAAUGGCGGGCCGCGGAUCUGUCUUGGCCAGCGCUAUGCAUUGACCGAAGCGAGCUACGUUCUUGUCCGGAUGGCGCAGGAGUUCCGCGGGCUGGAGAGUCGGGAUCCGGGGUCUUGGGAAGAAGGCCUGGUUUUGACGGUUUGCCCGAGGAAUGGGACUAAAGUUGGGCUUAUUCCUUGA
Molecule: messenger RNA, 1506 nt
Organism: Aspergillus oryzae RIB40
Lineage: Eukaryota; Fungi; Ascomycota; Eurotiomycetes; Eurotiales; Aspergillaceae
Product: cytochrome P450
Exons: 2
Coding region: 1-1506 (501 amino acids)
Molecular function (GO): heme binding; oxidoreductase activity, acting on paired donors, with incorporation or reduction of molecular oxygen, reduced flavin or flavoprotein as one donor, and incorporation of one atom of oxygen; iron ion binding
Source: RefSeq, a predicted model, not a curated record